This is a messenger RNA of Ceratitis capitata (Mediterranean fruit fly), 1382 nucleotides long. Its product is annotated as ficolin-2. The record is from RefSeq and is a predicted model, not a curated record. Lineage: Eukaryota; Metazoa; Arthropoda; Insecta; Diptera; Tephritidae. Bases 59 to 1276 code for a protein of 405 amino acids. The transcript is spliced from 5 exons.
AAUAUAAAUUAUUGCAUUCGAAAGUUGGGUGCUAAAAAAGAGUGAGUCAAUUGAAAAUAUGAAUUGGUUGUAUUUAGCAUCCUUGGCAGUCGCCCUUGUGUACUUCGCCGCGUCGGCUAAAGCAUUCACCUCGGGCCUCACGCCCGCCAAGGAGGAUAAUGGUGGUAUAAAGAGCAAUGGAGAUGCCUUCAGUAACUUUUUGUGUGGGAAUAAUUUUGAAAAAUGCUACGGGAAAAAAUUGAGCUCCGCCGUCUAUGCGAGGGACAAUAAAUUAUACAAAAUGGAAGUCUAUGAUUUGAGAUUUCCAGAAACUACGCUUGAGGAUAUCGUCAACGAAGAGAAAAACCUAAAGUCCACAUUGAAUCAAUUAGAAGAAAAAUUGGGAGACAAGAGUGCGACUGCAGAGAUUUAUAGGACCGAACUUGAACUUCGUACGCAGGGUCUAGAACACAAAAUGAAUGAGAAUUCGAUGAAUUUGAAAUCGGAUUUUGCUAAGAACAUGGACCAAUUGAAAACAUCACUGCGCUCUGCACUGAAAACUAAAUUAAACCAAAUUCUUCAGAAAAACGACAAUCCCAGCCAUGUCGAUGUGUAUGCCGAUUUACCAACGACUUGUGCUGAAGCCUUCGAUAAAUAUGAGACCACCGAAAGUGGUGUCUACACACUGUAUUUGCCGCAUACAGAGUUGGCGCCAUUUACAGUCUACUGCCUGGCCGACCCAGAUGGUGGUCCUGCUUGGACUGUGGUUCAACGGCGCACGGACGGCACUGAAGACUUCUACCUGGAUUGGGAUAAUUACGUUGCCGGUUUUGGUGAUAAGGAAAACGAAUUUUUUAUUGGCUUAGACAAAUUGCAUGCACUCACAAACGCUCAGCCCAAUGAGUUGUGGAUACAGAUGGAAGACUUUGAAGAUGAGCAACGUUUUGCAAAAUAUACAGAUUUCGGUAUCGGCGAUCAUAAUGUGAAUUAUAAGCUAAAUAAAUUGGAUGGCUUCACUGGUGAUGCGGGCGAUUCUUUGUCAGUGCAGAAGGGACGUGAGUUUUCAACGCGAGAUCGUGAUAAUGACAACGAUCCAACCAAGAGUUGCGCAGUCACAUAUACGGGCGCUUGGUGGUACAAUCGUUGCCAUGACAGCAAUCUAAAUGGUCGCUAUUUGGAUGGUGAAUACGAUUAUGAUGACGAUGCACAGGGUAUUGAUUGGUAUACCUGGCAUGGGCACCAAUAUUCUUUGAAAUACGUGCACAUGGCCAUCAGACCGAAAUUCGCUCUUCGUUGAAAUGUGGAUCGAGUAACCUGUCAUAUAUAUACAUAUAUAUAAAUUUUUCCAAGUCUAAUUAAUAUGAAUAAAUUAAGAAUGCAAUAAAAAUCCAAUCCGAAGACAA